This is a messenger RNA of Budorcas taxicolor (takin), 2541 nucleotides long. It is a transcript of the gene ST7, whose product is annotated as suppression of tumorigenicity 7. Lineage: Eukaryota; Metazoa; Chordata; Mammalia; Artiodactyla; Bovidae. The transcript is spliced from 16 exons. The record is from RefSeq and is a predicted model, not a curated record. The coding region runs from base 38 to 1795 and encodes 585 amino acids.
CACCGAGAGCCGCGGCAGCAGAGAGCAGCGCCGAAAAAUGGCUGAAGCGGGCACGGGCUUUCUGGAGCAGCUCAAGUCCUGCAUAGUUUGGUCUUGGACUUAUCUCUGGACCGUAUGGUUCUUCAUCGUCCUCUUCCUGGUCUACAUCCUGCGGGUGCCCUUGAAAAUCAACGACAACUUGAGCACAGUGAGCAUGUUUUUGAACACAUUAACACCGAAGUUCUACGUGGCCCUAACAGGAACUUCCUCACUAAUAUCAGGGCUUAUUUUGAUAUUUGAAUGGUGGUAUUUUCGCAAGUAUGGAACAUCAUUCAUUGAACAAGUCUCAGUAAGCCACUUGCGCCCCCUUCUGGGAGGGGUUGACAACAAUUCUUCCAACAAUUCUAAUUCCAGUAACGGGGACUCAGAUUCCAACAGGCAAAGUGUCUCAGAAUGCAAAGUAUGGCGAAAUCCACUUAAUUUAUUUAGGGGUGCUGAAUAUAAUCGGUACACUUGGGUGACUGGACGAGAGCCUCUGACUUACUAUGACAUGAAUCUCUCUGCCCAGGACCACCAGACCUUCUUUACCUGUGACUCGGACCAUCUGCGUCCUGCAGAUGCAAUAAUGCAGAAAGCCUGGAGAGAGAGAAACCCCCAAGCUAGGAUUUCUGCUGCCCACGAAGCCUUAGAGAUAAAUGAAAUUAGGUCCAGAGUUGAAGUUCCCCUAAUUGCUUCCUCUACCAUCUGGGAGAUAAAAUUGUUACCAAAGUGUGCAACUGCUUAUAUUCUCUUGGCUGAAGAAGAAGCAACAACCAUUGCUGAAGCAGAGAAGCUGUUUAAGCAGGCCCUGAAAGCUGGAGAUGGCUGUUACCGGCGUUCUCAGCAGCUGCAGCAUCAUGGAUCCCAGUAUGAAGCCCAACACAGACGAGACACCAAUGUUUUGGUCUACAUCAAAAGAAGACUAGCCAUGUGUGCCAGAAGACUCGGGAGGACCAGAGAAGCAGUGAAAAUGAUGAGAGAUUUAAUGAAGGAGUUCCCUCUCCUGAGCAUGUUCAACAUCCAUGAAAACCUUUUAGAGGCUCUUCUGGAACUACAAGCAUAUGCUGAUGUUCAGGCAGUCUUAGCAAAGUAUGACGAUAUAAGCUUACCAAAGUCGGCAACAAUAUGCUACACCGCUGCCUUGCUCAAAGCAAGAGCUGUCUCUGACAAAUUCUCUCCUGAGGCUGCAUCUCGGCGGGGGCUGAGCACAGCAGAGAUGAAUGCGGUAGAGGCCAUUCACAGAGCUGUGGAAUUCAACCCUCACGUGCCAAAAUACCUACUAGAAAUGAAAAGCUUAAUCCUGCCCCCAGAACACAUCCUGAAGCGGGGGGACAGUGAAGCAAUAGCAUAUGCAUUCUUCCAUCUGGCGCACUGGAAGAGGGUAGAAGGAGCUUUGAAUCUUCUCCAUUGUACAUGGGAAGGCACUUUUCGGAUGAUCCCUUAUCCCUUGGAAAAGGGGCAUCUGUUUUAUCCCUACCCCAUCUGUACAGAGACAGCAGAUCGCGAGCUGCUCCCAUCUUUCCACGAAGUCUCAGUUUACCCCAAAAAGGAGCUCCCCUUUUUUAUUCUCUUUACUGCUGGAUUGUGUUCCUUCACAGCCAUGCUGGCCCUCCUGACACAUCAGUUCCCGGAACUCAUGGGGGUCUUUGCGAAAGCCAUGAUUGACAUUUUCUGCUCGGCAGAGCUCAGGGACUGGAAUUGCGAGAGUAUUUUCAUGCGUGUUGAAGAUGAACUGGAAAUCCCACCGGCACCUCAGUCUCAACAUUUCCAAAACUGAACUCAUCACCCUCCUCCCCCCACCACCAAAACUGCUCCUCCUCCUGUAUCCCUGACCCUCCGCCAGUGGCUCUGACAUCCACCCAGUCACUCAAGCCAGAAACUCGGCAGCCCUCCCAGACUCUUCCUUCUCUCACCCUUUACAUCCCAUCUGUCUCUGUUUCCACAGUCUGUCAGAUCUAACCUCCUGAGCCGCUUGGCGGUCAGUAGAUGGAAUUCACCUCUCCUUAUCUUCUUUCUUCUCCCAUGACUCUCUUAGUUUAGAUCUCUGUGAUUUCUUGCAAGAGUCUUAACUGGUCUCCUUUUUUCCAGGCUUCUCCUCUGCCAGUAUUUCCUUUGUACUGACCCCAAAAUGAUCUUUUUUAGAAAAUCUGAGCAUGUCACUUCUGUGCUUGAAUUUCCCCAAUGGUUUCCCACCAACAUCAGGAUAAAGUCACAGAUCUUUAGCAUGGCACACAAGGUCCUUUGUGAUCUGGCCCUUGCUUGCCUCUUCAGCCUACUCUCUCUCAACUCUUGCCCAGGCACUGCUCUUGGGCCACAGUGAAUUUCUCACCAUUCCCAGAUGCAACAGGCUCUUGUGCCCAGUGCUUUUGCACGUGCUGUUUGCACUGUGUGGAAUGCCCUUCCCCAUUACCACCAGCACUUGUCCAGUCUACUAAUGCCUCUUUGUUCUUUUAUACUCGGCUUCCUUUCUAAGUUCCUCCUAAGCUGAGUUAGAACCUUUCCUCUCUGAUCCCACCCAUGAAU